UGUAGCCGGAGCGCAGUUGCGAGGGCGGUCGUGGAUGUGGACAGAGGGUCCGAGGCGCAUAUGCUCUCACAGCGCAGGAUCUCUGAGGAUUACAGCCGCCGCUAAAAGGACCCUCACUGCGCCUUUUGGAGCCUCCAAUUCACUGUGGAUAUACUGACACGAGAGGAAUAUAAAGAGGGGAUUACUUCAAGGGCAGAUCCUCCAUGAUCAUGGACGGGGUAAAGGCGUAUGUCGUCUGUUGGGGUAUUUUGGUGCUUCUUGUUGCAGUCACCUGUGGACUGUCACCACCCACCAUUGUGUCCAAUGAGGAGGAGUUCGUCCUGCACCCCAACUCUGUGUUCAACAUCAGCUGCACAGGCAAAAGAAACGUUGUCUGGGCCGAACCCCUGCCGACAAACACUUUUGUUUAUCCAGGAUACUACACUGCCACGCUCUUCAUUUACAACGCCACAGUAGAAAACACCGGCUACUACAUCUGUGUGUAUGAAAGCCAUGAGGGUGAAGUGGAGAGUGAGCCAGACGAAGACAACGAGGCAGGAAUAUAUGUCUUUGUGCCAGAUCUCCAGGCCCCAUUUGUUCCAGAGACCCCAGAAAAAGUGGAAGUCCCCAUGGACCCGACAGGAGUCCCCAUCUCCUGCCGCGUGUCUGACCCGUACACAGACGUCAUCCUCAGGAGCGUCCCCACUGGAGAGGAGAUGCUCGCCUACUACGACAACAAGAUGGGCUUCUUCGGGAACCUCUCUCCUGGGCAGUACCAGUGUGAAACCACGGUGAACGGCCAGACAGCCAGAAGUGUAGUUUACACUGUGAGAGUUGAAGCCCCUGCAGACAUGGAGGAUUUCACAGUGGAAGUAAAAGCCAGCGAGGAGAGCGUGAGGGCCGGGCAGCCUUUCAACAUCACCUGCAUCGCUCCCGCUGGGCUGGGCUUUCAGCAGCAGUGGCUCCAUCCCAAAAAACAGGCUGUGGGCGCAGUUCAGAUGAAACAGACGUCACCUGACCAGGUCAUCUACAUCCUCAGUAUCCCACAAGCCACUGCUCAGGACAGCGGCAGCUACGAGUGCUCCAUCACUCACGAAAACAGCGGGGAGGUCAGGGCGAGCAGCGUGGCCGUCACUGUCUUCGAGGACAAUUCUUUCGUGGCUCUGGACCACAGCGGAAUUCUGGUGACGGAGUUCGUCAGCCUCUUGGAGGAGACAGAGUUUACUAUUCUCAUCAAUGCCUACCCUUCCCCCAAAGUGAUGUGGCUGAAAGACAGCAAAGAAUUACCAGUGAACUACUAUGUCCUCACCAAGACAAGCCACAACGAAGGGAAUCGGUAUCAAAGCAUUCUGACAUUACGACAGCCUCUGGAGAAAGACAACGGCAACUAUACCAUCACAGUGCUGAGUGGCUCUCGCACUGCAAAGUUCUCCUUUAACCUCAAAGUGAAAGCUCCCACUGCGAUGAUGUUCCCUCCGUCCUCCGCCCCUGUGCUGCUGCCACAGAUAGAUGAGAUGGUGGUGCCCCUCCACACUCCUUUCACCUUGACCUGCCGCGGAGAGGCAAAGCUGGCCUGGGAGACGCCACUCAAUGUGCUGGGGCUGUCGCAGGAGGACAACAGCGGCCUGUUUGUCUCCACCAUCACUGUGGAUGGUGCCACCGCAGUGCACACUGGCUACUACACGUGCUUCUACAGCAGAAACACCACUGAGGACAUGGAUGACAGCAGCAUCUAUAUCUAUGUCCCAGAUCCAGACGUUCCCUUUGUGCCAUCACCGGUGCCCUUUGGUAACCACGUCCUGUCCGACCACGAGGAGAUGGAGAUCCAGUGCCGAGUGUCUGAUCCCACUGCUAACGUGACCCUGGUUAAUGUUGACACCCAGCAGCCUGUGUCUAGUGUUUAUGACAGCAAGAGGGGCGCUUUGGGGGUAUUCACUGCUGGAACCUACGUUUGUAAGGCCCUCAUAAACGGAGAGGAACACUACAGCGGGGAAUACAUCGUCCACGGCUGGACAGGUGGUGCCGAGCUACAUGUCGAGCUAACAGCCAAGCGGACUGCUCUGCUGGUGGGAGAAACCAUCGCAGUCACCUGUCUGGCCCGGGGAUCUGAGAUUCUGGAAGACCACUGGAAAUACCCUGGCAAACUGACUAAUCGUGCUUCAAAAACCGUGCAUGAAAACAAGAGGGAUCAGGAGAUCCUUUACACCCUGACGAUCCCGCAGGCUACGACCAAAGACAGCGGCAUCUAUUCUUGCUCCAUCACUGAUAUUAUUAGUAAUGAGAGCCAGACAAAGCAACUCGCUAUAAGAGUUUUUGGAAGUGAGUUUUUGUCCAUCAGGCCACAGUUUGGAGAAUAUGAGUCAGCAGAGUUGGAUGAGGUCCGGGAGUUCAGGGCCGAAAUCAACUCCUUCCCCACUGCUCACGUCACGUGGCACAAAGAUGGAGUCCCGCUCAGCGACGUGACGGCGGAGAUCUCCACCAGCCUGCGGCAGCUCAGCGAGACCAGCUACAUGAGCGUUCUCACCCUGAUCCGCGCCAAAGAGGAGGACAGCGGGAACUACACGAUCCGAGUGGAGAAUGGAAACCAAAGUCGGGACGUUAGCUUGAUCCUGGAGGUCAAAGUGCCUGCAGUCAUUGUGGAGCUGAUGGACAUCCACCACGGCUCAGCCACAGGCCAGUCUGUGGUGUGUAUUACACGAGGGCAGCCCACUCCUGUGGUGGAGUGGUUCAUCUGCAAGAACAUCAAACAUUGUGCCAAUGACUCGUCCUCCUGGGUGCCGCUCUCCACCAACUCCACCAAGAUCACGGUGGAGUCCCGAAUGGACGAGGACAACAACCUGGAGAGCCAGGUCAUGUUUGGUCACCUGGAGAACACGCUGGCGGUGCGCUGCCUGGCCAAGAACGAAAUGGCUGCCGUCAGCAGGGAGGUCAAACUGGUGUCCAACGGCCCUCACCCUGAGCUGACUGUAGCUGCUGCUGUGCUGGUGCUCCUGGUCAUUGUCAUCAUCUCACUCAUUGUCUUGGUCAUUAUUUGGAAACAGAAACCUCGAUAUGAGAUCCGUUGGAGGGUCAUAGAGUCUGUGAGCCCAGAUGGCCACGAGUACAUCUACGUGGAUCCCAUGCAGCUUCCCUACGACUCCAGAUGGGAGUUCCCCCGCGACAGACUCGUGCUCGGUCGUAUCCUGGGUUCUGGAGCCUUUGGGAAGGUAGUGGAGGGCACCGCCUACGGACUGAGCCGCUCCCAACCCGUCAUGAAGGUGGCAGUGAAAAUGCUGAAACCCACUGCACGCUCCAGUGAGAAACAAGCCCUGAUGUCUGAACUGAAGAUUAUGACUCAUCUCGGUCCUCAUCUCAACAUUGUUAACCUCCUGGGAGCAUGCACCAAGUCAGGCCCCAUCUACAUCAUCACAGAGUACUGCUUCUACGGGGACCUGGUCAACUACCUGCACAAGAACAGAGAGAGCUUCAUGGCCCUGAACCCGGAGAAAAGUAAAAAAGAGAUGGACAUCUUCGGGAUCAACCCUGCAGAUGAGAGCAGCAGGAGUUAUGUGAUCCUGUCCUUUGAGAGCAAAGCAGACUACAUGGACAUGAAGCAAGGGGAUAACACUCAGUACGUGCCCAUGCUGGAGAUGGGCAUGACCCCCAAAUACUCCGACAUCCAGUCAUCCAACUACGACCAACCACCCUCGCAGAAAGACUCGAGUGAGGGUGACAUGGACGACCUGUUGUCGGACGACAUGAACGAGGGCCUCACCACCACCGACCUGCUCAGCUUCACCUACCAGGUGGCCAAAGGCAUGGAGUUCCUGUCCUCCAAAAAUUGUGUGCAUCGAGACCUCGCAGCCAGGAAUGUCCUCCUCUCUCAGGGCAAGAUCGUGAAGAUCUGUGACUUCGGACUGGCCAGAGACAUCAUGCAUGACAACAACUAUGUCUCCAAAGGCAGCACUUUUCUGCCCGUGAAGUGGAUGGCACCAGAGAGUAUUUUUGACAACCUCUACACGUCCCUCAGCGAUGUUUGGUCCUACGGCAUCCUCCUCUGGGAGAUAUUCUCCUUAGGUGGCACCCCUUACCCGGGGAUGGUCGUGGAUUCCAGCUUCUACAACAAGAUCAAGAGUGGAUACAGGAUGUCCAAGCCUGAACAUGCGCCUCAUGACGUGUAUGAAAUGAUGAUGAAGUGCUGGAACAGCGAGCCAGAGAAGAGGCCUACUUUCCUGGGUCUGAGUGACAGUGUAGCGUCUUUGCUGCCCUGCAGCUACAAGCGGCAUUAUGAGAGGGUAAACCAGGAGUUCCUGAAGAGUGACCACCCCGCCGUGACUCGGGUGUGUGUUGAGAACGACGACGCCUACAUCGGCAUCACCUACAAGAACCAGGGCAAGCUGAAGGACCGGGAGAGUGGCUUCGACGAGCAGCGGCUGAGCUCCGACAGCGGCUACAUUAUUCCUCUCCCCGACCUGGACCCUAUAUCUGAUGAUGAAUAUGGAAAGAGGAACAGACACAGCUCUCAGACAUCCGAGGAGAGCGCCAUUGAGACCGGCUCCAGCAGCUCCACUUUUAAUAAGCGGGAGGGCGAGACCCUGGAGGACAUCACGCUGCUGGACGAGAUGUGUCUGGACUGUAGUGACCUGGUAGAGGACAGCUUUCUGUGACAAAUGACCCGUCUGCCGAGCGGGAGCAGCAAGUGGAAGGGGUGUCCGGACCUAAGGUACUAGAGAAAGACUUGCACAUCAGCCAAAGACUCUGCCAUCUACCGUCGGGCCCCCACCACUCCUCCUCCUUGAACAAAACCAAAUCACUCUCUGGAUGCGUCUGUGGGGAUCGUAUUGUACGCCCUUUACUUCUCCCUGGACAUUGCCCCCUGUUGGGCCGGAGGAGUGAGUGAAUAUUGAGGAAAUCGUGACAUCAAGGACUCUAAAGCACCACAGCCACUGAGGCUGUGAGUUGGACAUAUUGAGAUGAAGCAAAUAAAAAAGAUUGUCUUUUUUCAUUUGCAGGGCUUUAUUCUAUCGGGCAUUCUCCUAACAGCAACAUAAGCAAGAAGGGACAAAUCAAAUGCGUUGGUCAGCAACUCUAAAUGAGCAAACACCACAGGAUAUCAUUCAUAUGAUAUGAUAUAUAUAUUUAACCACUACAGAUGCACUAUUUAAACUAGAUGAGUCCAAAACUAGCAACAGCAAUGGCAGGUAAACUCAACCCACCCUCACCUGCCACGAGAGAAGCACCUGAUGCUGGUACAAUCAGUAGCAAUACUUGGAUUUAUAAGCACAAAAUCUGGACUACGUGCAUUUGUUGUUUAUGACCAUAUAAUGUUUUCAGUGGUUAAAUACUUUUAUUUUUUUACAUCAUUUUUAUGUACACAUGUAUUAUUUGUGAAUACCGAGUAGAUAUUGACCAUAGCUGUUGGACUGGUUAUGAAAAAAAGGAGCCUUUGAGUUGCAUGGAUCUUUGCGGAGUCUCACCUGUUUGUCCAAAUCCAACCGAACGUUCUCAAGCCCCGUCCCUGACACGUGGGCUUUGAGAAACAAAGUGUGAUUGUAUUGUAAAUAUCUCCAGAGUUGUUUUAUAAGAGAGAAUUAUUGGGAUAGUGCUCCAGUAUUUUAUAUAAGCGCAUUUUAAGCUUCUGAACCCUUAUCCGCCCUUUAGAUGAAUACAUUUCAACAAAGGAAAUACAACAACGUUUCCUAAUUAAAGACAUUUGCCAUCGUGGACAGCACAGAGUCAUAUAGAAAACAUUUGUGGAUUAGAAAGUUUCAAAAUAAAUAUUCACAUUUCCUCAUGUGUGUAUGUCAGCAGUUUAGACAAUAUAAAUAUGGAAAGCAUAAAAAUAAAACCCCAAAAAUAUUUUUUAUCCUACAGCUGUGUUUUUCCAGCAGGUCCUGUGGUCCAGUCUCAUGUGUUAUCUAUUGUCUAUUAGCAGGUUCUAGUUAUACUAAGACACUAGAUGAACUAGAGAUCCAUGUUGAUCUGAUGUCAUACAUCAGUUAUGUGUAGACUCUUUGUAAUCGUCUGUAUCUUCCAGCUACUGUACCAGCUAUGCCACUGCCACUCUGUUGACUGUGAUAUAAUCUGCAAUUGUUGUUGCACUUUUUCUCUUUGUUUUUUUUUUUUUGCUCCAUCUUGUUUUGGAAGCUGCAGACAAGUUAGCAAAAAGAGCCUGGGCUUUGGCUUCAGAUGUUUAAAGCAGCGUGGAUGUGAAUGUUUGUGCUGCAGGUGAUUGAUUUGUUUUUUGUUGACGGUACAGCAUCUGUAAUUAUAGCUAAUCACACCUUGUAUGAUUCAGUACUAUGUCUCAUUAUUUUACAUCAUGUACAUUCAGAUGAUUUAUAUUUCAAUAAAUGAUUUAUAAUGUAAAAACAAAAA
This is a messenger RNA of Hippoglossus stenolepis (Pacific halibut), 6336 nucleotides long. RefSeq names its product platelet-derived growth factor receptor, alpha polypeptide (gene pdgfra). Gene Ontology annotation, biological process: embryonic cranial skeleton morphogenesis; multicellular organism development; positive regulation of kinase activity. The transcript is spliced from 29 exons. Gene Ontology annotation, molecular function: ATP binding; platelet-derived growth factor binding; platelet-derived growth factor alpha-receptor activity. The coding region runs from base 204 to 4625 and encodes 1473 amino acids. The record is from RefSeq and is a predicted model, not a curated record. Gene Ontology annotation, cellular component: signaling receptor complex. Lineage: Eukaryota; Metazoa; Chordata; Actinopteri; Pleuronectiformes; Pleuronectidae.